Molecule: messenger RNA, 618 nt
Organism: Cladophialophora carrionii CBS 160.54
Lineage: Eukaryota; Fungi; Ascomycota; Eurotiomycetes; Chaetothyriales; Herpotrichiellaceae
Exons: 5
Coding region: 1-618 (205 amino acids)
Biological process (GO): glutathione metabolic process
Molecular function (GO): glutathione transferase activity
Source: RefSeq, a predicted model, not a curated record
AUGGCCGCCGCCACGAAGAAACCCAUCCUCUACUACUUCGACCUCGGAAGCAAAGGCAGAGGAGAAGUGGUUCGUGUGUUCCUCAGGGAACUCGGCAUCGACUUUGAGGACAAGCGCUACGCCUACGACGAGACAUGGCAACCGCUGGGCAAGGAAUUGCAGCAGAAGGGGUUGAGUCUUACGGGGAAGUUACCCGUGCUAGAUAUUGACGGUCAUAUCUUGUCGCAGCAUAUUCCCAUCCUGAGGUACCUGUCGCGUUCCGUUGGAGGGUAUGACGGCACCUCCAACUAUGACAAGUGGCUGGUUGAUGCGGUGUCCGACAUCUAUGUCGAUUGGCGGGAGAAAUGGGUUGCGAAUCUCUCCGGGAAGGCACCCAACUACAAAUCCGAGACCGUUCCCUACUUCUACUCGAUCUGGGACAAGCUCUACUCCAGGAACGCCGGUCCGUAUCUCUUGGGCAACCAGGUUACAUACGUCGACUUCGCGGUCUUCCAGGCGUUGGACAAUGACGAAGCGGUUGGCGCCGCUCCUGCGUCGGUCCCAGAGACGCUCAAGGCUUUGCGGAAGGCCGUCUCUGAGCGUCCCAACAUCAAAGAAUACAUCGCUGCAAGGGCCUGA